Cajanus cajan (pigeon pea) is the source of this 1929-nucleotide messenger RNA. Its product is annotated as laccase-17. Gene Ontology annotation, cellular component: apoplast. Gene Ontology annotation, biological process: lignin catabolic process. The record is from RefSeq and is a predicted model, not a curated record. NCBI's taxonomy places the organism in Eukaryota, Viridiplantae, Streptophyta, Magnoliopsida, Fabales, Fabaceae. Gene Ontology annotation, molecular function: hydroquinone:oxygen oxidoreductase activity; copper ion binding.
CUAAGAGUUUGAAGAUCAACUUGGCACAUAGAGAUAAAAAUAUGGGUGUUUCCCUUCUUAAAACCCCAUUCUUCCUUUUGUCAUUGGUCACCUUUUGCAUCAUUGAGCAUGCUCUGGCGGCUGGCACUACUAGACACUACCAUUUCCAAAUAAGGCAUCAAAAUGUGACUAGACUGUGCCACACAAAGAGUAUGGUGACAGUGAAUGGACAGUUUCCAGGGCCUCGCAUUGUAGCAAGGGAGGGAGAUCGUCUUCUUAUCAAAGUCACCAACCAUGUUCCCAACAACAUCUCCAUCCACUGGCACGGCAUAAGACAGCUUCAAUCAGGGUGGGCUGAUGGGCCAGCAUAUGUGACUCAAUGCCCAAUCCAAAGUGGUCAAAGUUAUGUUUACAAUUACACAAUUAUUGGGCAGAGGGGCACACUCUUUUGGCAUGCCCACAUUUCAUGGUUGCGAUCAACUCUUUAUGGUCCUCUCAUCAUUCUUCCAAAGCUCAAUGCUCAAUAUCCUUUUGCCAAACCCCACAAGGAAGUUCCUAUCAUAUUUGGAGAAUGGUGGAAUGCAGAUCCUGAGGCAAUCAUAAGCCAAGCCCUGCAAACCGGUGGAGGACCAAAUGUGUCUGAUGCCUACACAAUUAAUGGACUUCCAGGGCCAUUGUACAACUGCUCUCAAAAAGACACAUUCAAGCUGAAGGUGAAGCCAGGAAAGAUUUACCUUCUACGUUUGAUCAAUGCCGCACUGAAUGAUGAGCUAUUUUUCAGCAUUGCAAAUCACAGCCUCACAGUGGUUGAAGCAGAUGCAGUUUAUGUAAAGCCCUUUGUGACCAAUACCAUCCUCAUAACCCCUGGCCAAACUACCAAUGUUCUUCUGAAAACCAAGUCUCACUACCCCAAUGCCACAUUCCUCAUGACUGCUAGACCCUAUGCUACUGGCCUUGGCACAUUUGACAACUCAACCGUGGCUGGCUUAUUAGAAUACAAAACUCCACCUAAUACUCAUCAUUCGGCUUCCUCUCUUAAGAACCUUCCACUCCUCAAGCCAACUCUCCCUGCACUCAAUGACACUUCUUUUGCCACAAAAUUCAGCAACAAACUCCGAAGCUUAGCAAGUGCAAAGUUCCCAGCCAAUGUACCCCAGAAAGUUGAUAGGCACUUUUUCUUCACAAUAGGCCUUGGCACAACACCCUGCCAGCAAAACCAAACCUGUCAGGGUCCUAAUGGAACAAUGUUUUCAGCAUCAGUGAACAACGUGUCUUUCAUACAACCAACCACUGCUCUUCUUCAAGCACACUUCUUUGGGCAAUCCAAUGGGGUAUACACUCCUGACUUCCCAACCAAACCAUUGGUUCCAUUCAACUACACUGGCACCCCACCAAACAACACCAUGGUGAGCAAUGGAACAAAGGUUGUGGUUCUUCCCUUCAACACAAGUGUAGAGCUUGUGAUGCAGGACACCAGCAUUCUUGGUGCUGAAAGUCACCCUCUCCAUCUGCAUGGCUUCAACUUCUUUGUUGUUGGUCAAGGUUUUGGCAACUUUGAUCCAAAUAACGACCCUACAAACUUCAAUCUUGUUGAUCCUGUUGAAAGGAACACUGUUGGUGUCCCAUCUGGGGGAUGGGUUGCUAUCAGAUUCCUAGCAGAUAAUCCAGGGGUAUGGUUCAUGCAUUGUCACUUGGAAGUGCACACAAGCUGGGGUCUUAAGAUGGCAUGGGUGGUGUUGGAUGGAAAGCUCCCUAAUCAGAAGCUGUUCCCUCCGCCAGCUGAUCUUCCCAAGUGUUAAUAAAACCUCAAACUAGUUGCUUUAUUUUGUUUCAAUAUUCUGGUUCUUUUUUGUUUCAACUAUGAGCAACUGUUUCUAACCAGUUGCUUUCAUUUUUUUUUUCUUUUUUAUUUUUUCAUUUUUGGGUGAAAGAGAGUUGAGGCUUGGCUUC